AAUUUUGUGAAACAGUGAAAACAUCCAUUAAUAUAACUAGUCCGGUAAGGAAGACUCGCGUUACAUUAAAAAAAAUAUUCCAUUUAUGUACAGGUAUUGUAAUUUAACUAAUAAAUCGAACAAAUUUAUCAAGUAUUCUUUGAUUUUUUUAAUAAAAUAAGUCAGGCUUACUUCAUACAAAGUUGGCAUCGAUAUAGAGAGCAUCCGUACUGUCUAUCCGAGUGAUAAUAUUGGACAUUAUGCCGAUAGUUAAGGAGAAAACUAUCCAGAACGAUUUGCAGAAUGCAUUUGAAAUAAAUUUACUACGAAAAUCCAGUAGAUCCAUUUCUGCUCAUCUUUCAACCGAUACCAUUUCACUUCACGAACAUCUAAACAAAAGUGAAUUAGCUGAACAAAAACAACAAAACUCAUUCCUGGCAAUUGAAUCUGUCGUAUCGGCUGAGCACACUCCGGAACAGAAGGAAGAUACGCAAAAUCGUCAAGCACGGGUUGGAGAAUUCCAAGCACAUAUAAAAUCACUCAUAACCAAAAUCAUCGACUUGCGUGCCACAAAGAUCAAAGUCAAUGAUGAUAAAAUUACACAAAUAGGCUUGUCGUUUUUCGAACCCGAUAGUGCGGCAAUGACUGUUGCGAAGCUCGUCCAGCUCAUGGAUAGUGCACGAACAAACCUAUCCUAUGAGCGGAAGAAACUGUUGCUAGGGGUGAGGCGAUUCAAGCGCUAUCAAAUGCAAAACUUGCAGUUGAACAGCCAAAUGGAAGACGUAAGCCUGGAGCAGUAUUAUGAACUGAAGGCGGAAGUUAAUCGUAUUGGAGAAAAACUCGAGGAAACGACCAAGCGUAUGAACAGUUCGAGACAACUGUUUGAAAACGAUGUUGCACGGGCUACGCACGUGCGGGAAAAGCUAUUUGAUUCACAAAACCGGACUGUGGCCAUCAGGCAGGAUGUUUCCGAGGUCCAACAAAAUUAUUACUUCUUCAAGAGCACUCUGUGCGAAAAAUUGCAACGAAAAAAGCAACUACGCAAGGAAAGCGAACGUCUCAAACAGAAUAUGGAUUUGCUAAAACUAGUUCCGUGGUAUGGCCAAACUAAUGACCAGAUCGAACACACCAAAUUCUGUAUUGAAAAAUUCAACUGAAUCUAAAAGGUACAAACAGUGUUCACUGGCGUUCACGAAUGUUUAUUUCUUUUUGCUGAUUCUAGCAAGUUCUGUAUAGUUUUGUCGUUUGUGAAUGUUAACAAUGUUAACAAUUGUCCUUUCGAUUCUGCCGGAUAUUUUGAACGUUCUAUAUUUUUCCUUCAUUUUUUCUUGUCAACAAUAUUGCAAGAAAAUAUUGCGCUGUAAUUUCCUCUCAAGAGUACAGAACCUACAAUAAAGAAAUCUCAAACAUUUUUAAAUUUUAUUUA
Anopheles funestus (African malaria mosquito) is the source of this 1405-nucleotide messenger RNA. RefSeq lists its product as uncharacterized. The coding region runs from base 240 to 1136 and encodes 298 amino acids. NCBI's taxonomy places the organism in Eukaryota, Metazoa, Arthropoda, Insecta, Diptera, Culicidae. The record is from RefSeq and is a predicted model, not a curated record. The transcript is spliced from 3 exons.